AUUCUCAUCCCACAUAAGAUGGCAGGUGUAAAAAGCUACCACUCUUUAACGUGUGUUAUCACCUGUUAAGAUAACAUAAAUUUGAUUCACAGUGACUUCUAAGCAGUUGUUUCCUGUUGUUCCUGAGUGUGAUCCUCGCCCGUCGAAGCCAGUAGAUACCUGCAUUGUACGCGUACCAUACGAUGUGGUGACUAUCAGCCUGACAUGUAAAGUUGAGCAUGUCAAACCUGCGGUAGACAUCUUAUGGUUUCAUGUGCUUCCAGACGGUGGCGCUGAGCAAGUCAACUCAUCAACUACGAUAUUGCCUGUUACCAGACCAGGUUCAUCUUUCGACAACACUUAUACGUCACUAUUAACUCUCCAUCUGCCCACAAUGGGUAGUGACAUUAUGAGGUAUAGAUGUGAGGCUCAUGGCGUAGCUGUAGGAAGCGAGAAUGGAAGUCACUUGUUGGUUAGCGUCAGGAAAAUCUCACCAAAGGUCCAUGCAGAUCGGGUCGUAUUCUUGGAGCGGGGUCAACAUGGGAUUGUUCCUUUUCUCCAAAAUACACCCUUCGCAUACAAGCCAGAAGAUCUGGACUGUGUCUUCUGGUACUUCGGUUCGAGAGACAGAGAACACGCCAUUGGCUCCUAUUCACAUGACACCAUCAGUCCCCAGAACGGCAUCUGUCUCGGCUGUAACAACAUCAGCAGCAAUUUAGCUUUGGUUAUCCAGAACGUCACCGACUCUGAUGAAGGGACAUAUUUUUAUACAGUUGUACCACAUGUGGGCAGAUUACACGAAGGAACUGUAGAGGUAGCGGUCAAAGUUUCAGCCAAAAAGCCGUUUCCUGUUGUUCCUGGGUGUGUUCCACAGCAGUCAGAGCUUAGUGAUGAAUGCAUUAUUAGCGUACCACACGAUAUGGUAAAUGUCACCCUUACAUGCAAAGUUGAACAAGUCAAACCCCCGGUAGCUAUCCGAUGGUCCAUUGUGUUUCAAGACGGCCGCGUGGAGGAGGCUGAAUCUACCUAUACCAGGUAUCUAACGGAAGCCCAUCAGCCAGGUUCCUCUUCCGACAACACUUACACGACGGCAUCUUCCCUUUAUCUGUCAAAAACGGUUAACGACAGCGUGAAAUAUAGAUGUAAAGCCUACGGGGUAGCAGCAGGAGGCGAGAAUGGACGUCAAGUAACUGUGACCGUCAGAAGAGAUUUAGCGCCGGUCUGGGCAGAUACAACGAGGACUACAAGCCCUGAUCUUGUAAAAAAUUUUUACAUCGUAAUGGCUAUUUCGGUGGUGAUGUUUGUCCUUCUGUUACUAAGCCUCAUUGUCCUGUUUUGGGUAAUUAAAAGUCGCAACCAUCGGAAAACCAUCAAAGGAGUCAUGGCGACGCAGGAUCAUCAACUUGAGAGUACUUGUUAAGCAAGGAGAGACACACCUAUGUUUUGACCGAACCAGGACGAUGUGGUCCAUUUCGAAGCGACCAAGCUCCUGCAGGGAGACUGUGCCCAUUUGUCGUGAACGAACUACCAGUACCGGUACUCAGAUAAAAAAUACUCCUCAAAUUUUGCAAGUGCAGCUCGUCCUUAUCAUACACUGCCCCACGCAGAACAAAACAGAAACACAAACACAAAUCUGGUUUAAACUUUUGUAAAUUGUGAUUUAUCGUGGGAUGGAGGAAAUAUUAUCUUGAAAAAAAAAAACCAGAGCAUCUCACAGUUUAUCAUGGGAUGACCAGAUAAAUUUGCUAUUGGGAUGUGUCUUCCCGGCCCCAUACACUAUAGCUUAAAAGAAAAGGGCACAAAAAGAAGAAAGUACCAAAAUGACAUGGUAACGAGGCAUUAAAGGCCCGCAAUACGUCCACUAGAUCUCUUCAUAAUAUCAAGAAAAUAACAAAGAAGAAACGUUAGCCUGCAUGACCCCCUAUAAAACUGAAUUUCGAGGCAUUUCUUGCAUUACCAAUAUAUAGAGAACAUUUUUGACAUUCUUUUUUUUCUGCGACCCUUCGAUGAUAGACCUUUCUACUGUUCAAAUAUUUGUCAUAAUGCCUUUGUUAAUUAAUCUCCGGUAAACGCCAACGCCUUACCCACCUCUUUCAACAAGCGCUCAAGUGAUCUUUUUUUUUCAAGUCACGAUAUCCCUUGUAAACGACAAUGAUCCAAGCAAAUAACCACACUGUCUAAAACCUGUUUAGCGAUUGAACUUUAGUUGCCAUAUUAACUUUAGAAAUACAUUUAGAAUUAUCACUACUACUGCUGUUGUCGACAGUUUAUAUAUAUUAGGCAAAAAAACCAACAAUUUUAAGGCAUGGUGUUCGUUGAAACAAUUCAUUUUCUGUACCAGUAGUUGAUGAGCCAACAUAUCCCAUUUGUUUACGUGUAAAUCAGACAAUAGUGUAGAGAUUUAACAGCGAUAGAAAGUAAACGAUUUUCAGGCAUAAUGUCUUCCAGCGUUGUCCACAACUGUCCAUCAGUAUUCUAAAUGUUUAGAAAUUAAAGUAGCACGAGGGGACUAGAAAAUUAAUUGCUAAGAAUGGUUUUACCUUGAGCACAGUAACGCAGGGGAAAGUAAUGACCAAUGAAUCUCCAGCACCUCUUUCAUCUGGACACUGAUGAAACCUGUCACCUUGUGACGGCCACUGCCUACUGAAACCAUCCUAGUCCCCCACCCCUUUAAAGAUGUAGUUUAGCGAUGGAGGACAUUUUCGGCAAUAUAGGCAUAUUUGUCUUGGCAAGUAAGCCCAUGUUUAUCACAGACACAAGCUCUCCUUUUUCAAUUUGUUGAAAACUGAAUUCAGACAACAGUUCGCGGGUUUUUAAGUCUGGCGGAGAACAACAGUCGUCGAUUUUAUUUGGUCAUUCUACAAGUUGUGACAUAAUACGUGGCAGUCGAAUACCUAUGACUCUUUGCUACUGUAGCAUGUAUACAAUAAUGCCGAUUUCCAAGCUUAACUGUCCCAGCGUCGGUGUGUUUCCUGACAGCGAUGCUGGUUAUUAGUCGGUUUCUUCUCACUGGUGCGAAGACAAUAAUCUUGUUCACGACAUCAGCAGCACUGAGAAGCCGUUUUGCCAUAAUACAAAUUUUAUCCCGAUUUUUAGAAGCACUGAUGCCACUAACCAUGCGGUAGCUAGCAACGCUCUUCCGGGGAGGACUUGGGGAGACGGCAGAACACUGACGUUGUGUUUUACUUUUUGGAAACUUUUAAGCUGAAUUCUAAAUUACCUAAAAUGUAUUUAUGGCAGCAAAUUGAGUUCAUAUACCGGCUUACACCCGGUUCCUACUUAGCAAAUAAAAAAAGCCGUUUCACAGGCUGGCCUCAACGAUUUUUAGACACUUUGGGCCAUACUGGAAAUCGCUUUAUGACAAGAAUCAUGUUUAUUCUCCGAAUUAUUUACAUAAUUUCAAGAAGGCUAUACUGUCAAAUUGCAUUAUUCUGACGUGCUGUAUGCAGUUGCAGGAAAAUGCAUGGUUUGUUGUUAGUUUGUGUGGUCGGAUCUCUUCUUUUUAUCUGUUGUAUUGUUUUUACAAUGUGCCAGGUUUUAAUGCAUCUUUACUCUUUAUAUGUGUUAUUAAAAUAAAUUUCAUGUGCACUAAUUUCCUUAAUACUUACGUCUGUGUGUAUCUCAGUUAUACCACUGUUUCCGUUUUCUCGGAUAUAUUUUUGUCUUCUCACCUUUACUGUCUCAUUUUCAUCUAAACAUUAUGUUUAAAGCUGAACAUUUCUAAGCGUAAAAUAAUUUCAGUCUAAAGGACCAAAAUGGAAAUAAUUUGUUGAAAAGCUUUCUGUUUUAUUCUGGACAAUGUUGUCGCGGAUUUACAUUGUAUCUUUGACUUGUUUUAGUCCUGAUCUUACUUUGCUUUGAUCUUAGUCUGUAUAUGCGUUACUUGGUUUUACUUACCAUGAAGAUUGUCAACUAAAACAAACAACCCAACAAACAAACAGACAAAACGUAAUCUGUGAACCAGUGCCCAUUUGCCGGUCAAUGUGUUCUAUACGGGCCAAAGUGUUAAUUGAUUAUUACCUUAUAGCGCCGUAGGUUACAUGCGUUAGCCUCACACAUGGUAUAUCACACAUCACGGGUGGAAUAGCCUCUACAGAAUUUAUCAUAUUUGGAGUCCCUGGAUAUUUAUACUAGAGUCAUUUUUUUUUCAAAUGAUGCUGAUGAUGUAGCAUGCAUUUGGUACAUAAAGAAGAAUGUACCGCUGUACAUAAAUAGUGACUCAUUAGGGACAUUUAGAUUACACCUCCAAAUGGCUUAUUAUAAAAAUGUUGAGUUAAGCAAUACUCCGAA
This is a messenger RNA of Acanthaster planci (crown-of-thorns starfish), 4269 nucleotides long. RefSeq lists its product as uncharacterized. Lineage: Eukaryota; Metazoa; Echinodermata; Asteroidea; Valvatida; Acanthasteridae. Gene Ontology annotation, cellular component: plasma membrane; cell-cell junction. The record is from RefSeq and is a predicted model, not a curated record. Gene Ontology annotation, biological process: cell-cell adhesion. Gene Ontology annotation, molecular function: cell adhesion molecule binding.